AUGUUUGAAGAGUUCAAGAAGACGAUGGUUCGUGAGUUCGAGAUGACAGACAUCAGAUUAAUGUCAUAUUAUCUUGGAAUUGAAGUAAAUCAAAAGGAGGAAGGAAUUUUCAUCUCACAUAGUGGUUUUGCCAAAGAGGUCCUGAAGAAGUUUAAGAUGGAGAACUAUAAUCCCGUGAGCACACCAGCAGAGUGUGGACUGAAAUUAUCCAAGGAUGACAAAGGAGAGAAGGUCAACUCAACGGAGUUUAGAAGCCUGGUGGGAAGUCUGAGAUACCUGACUUGUACCAGACCAGAUAUUCUCUACUCAGUUGGAUUAGUCAGCAGAUACAUGGAAGCGCCAACUAUGUCACACUGGAAUGCUGCAAAGAGGAUACUACGCUACAUUAAAGGUACAAUCGAUCAUGGUCUAGUUUAUACUAAGUCAGAAACUUUCAAAUUGGUUGGAUACUGCAACAGUGAUUGGGCAGGAGACAUGGAUGAUCGCAAGAGCACUACAGGAUUUGUAUUUUUCCUUGGAGAUACAACUUUCACAUGGAGUUCAAAGAAGCAAGCUAUAGUGACACUGUCUACUUGUGAAGCUGAGUAUGUUGCGACAUCGUGUGCGUGUCAUGCGAUAUGGCUGAGAAAGUUGCUGAAGGAGUUGAACAUGACACAGGAAGAGUCAAUUGAAAUUUUUGUGGAUAACAAGUCUGCCCUGGCGCUAGCGAAAAAUCCGGUGUUUCAUGAUCGCAGUAAGCACAUUGUACGAGAUAUCAUUUCUUACGAGAGUGCGUGGAGCAGAAAGAAGUGA
Messenger RNA from Linum trigynum, 792 nucleotides. The record is from the annotation of a GenBank genome assembly. Lineage: Eukaryota; Viridiplantae; Streptophyta; Magnoliopsida; Malpighiales; Linaceae.